AUGCCUGCACCCAUCGACCCCGAAUCCAUCUACACCAAGCAAACAUGCAUAGGUGGCGGAAGCUUCGGCAGGGUCUACAAAGGUGUUGAUCGAAGGACUGGAGAAUCGGUAGCCAUCAAAGUCAUCGAUGUCGAAAAUGCCGAAGACGAAGUAGACGACAUUAUUCAGGAGAUUGCGAUCCUGUCCGAGCUGAAAUCUCCAUAUGUCACAAAAUACCAUGGCUCUUACUUGAAGGGCUCGCAUUUAUGGAUCAUCAUGGAGUUCUGCUCUGGUGGUAGUUGCCAUGGGCUUUUGCGUCCAGGCGUUAUCCAUGAGGAGUAUAUUGCGAUCAUCUUACGAGAACUUUUGCGGGGCUUGGAUUACCUCCACAGUGACCAUAAGCUCCAUCGCGAUAUCAAAGCUGCGAACAUUUUGCUGAGCGCGAGUGGUCAGGUCAAAUUGGCCGAUUUUGGCGUAUCUGGACAGUUGUCAGCAACAAUGACCAAGAAGAACACUUUUGUUGGAACACCUUUUUGGAUGGCACCUGAAGUCAUCAAGCAGUCCGGGUAUGACUACAAAGCGGACAUCUGGUCUCUGGGAAUCACGGCUAUUGAGUUGGCCUGUGGAGAUCCGCCUUACGCAGACAUUCACCCGAUGAAGGUGUUAUUUUUGAUUCCGAAGAACCCUCCUCCAACUCUCAAUGGCAACUUCAGCAAAUUAUUCAAGCAAUUUGUCGAAUUAUGCUUGCGCCGAGACCCAAAGGAACGGCCUUCUGCCAAAGAAUUGCUGGAGCAUCCGUUCAUCAAGCGAGCCAAGAGGACGACAUACCUAACGGAGUUGAUUGAGCGCGCCGAACGCUGGCAAGCAACCCACCGUGGUCAAGGAGACGAUGAAGAUGACUAUGAUGAAAUCCAGGAGCCGGUGCAUGCGCAACCAGAGGACCAUGAAGAUCUGUGGGACUUCGGCACGGUUCGCCCUGUUGGAAGACCGGGGGCUGGACCAGUAUUAAGACCUCUGAAUGCUUCCGAUACAAAUUCUCGUAGCCAAGAGACAGAAGAGUGGGACUUGCAAGAAGAGACCAAACAAACUCCAAAAGUUCGUUCCCCACAGCCUCAACCGCACACGGUGAAGCCUCCUCUGAAUGCGUCUCCUUCAAAAACUCCUCUUCCUCCAUCUGCCCCAGCUUCACCAACUAAAGUCGUCCUUCCUCAACCCGUGCCCUCUCCUUCACGCAAACCUCGCUCUCCCGUGGCUGCAGAAGUCCCGGAAAAGAACUCACCAUACAAUGAACGCUACGCGCAGGCAGUGAUGGACUACGCAAGCGGUCCAAGCAACAACUCGCCCGCUGGCUCCUCUAACAGCAGUUCAAGCUCUACAAAGCCCGAGCAAUCUUCCAGCCCAGGUCAGGCCUCUCGCAAGCUUCCACCUCUCCAGCCUGUACCUCUCCAGCUACCCUUCCAACGCCCUCUUCCUGAGACCCCCGCCAGCCCAUCUCAAGCUCACAUCCCUCAAUACGGUCUCCAGAAGCAACUCGAUGGUUCUCCAAAGCCAAGCCCAGGCCUCAAGUCCAAGCUCGCGCCUAGCAGACUAGAAAAGCAUGAACGUCGCAUUUCUAGGCAAAAUACCCCGUCUCAGAGCACUCUGACAGACGAAUUCCCCAAGCUCCCUACUCAGCCCAAGAGUCCAACUGCCAACGACCGUGCGACGGCUUAUGGCUCCGUCAUCGUCCCCGCCCUCCGAGCAGCGAUGAACCGACGAGGCCGAAGCCUCGCUCGUCUGGACCCGUCACGCAAUCCAGCCAAAGCAACCCUAGAAGAGGAAAAACAAUGGGAACGAAGCGUCAAAAUUCAUCGCGGCAUGGAGAACAUUACUGACGAAAUCGCACGAUCUUUCACGAACCUCCACCGCUGGGAUAUGGAAUCUCCCGUACAAUUGGGCGGGGGUGUAGAUGCGGUUCUCGACGCAUUUCUCGAGGAAAUACUCGUUCGUCUGCAACCGUCGGCGCCCUCUGACUCGACCUGA
This is a messenger RNA of Penicillium maclennaniae, 2001 nucleotides long. RefSeq names its product putative Ste20-like serine/threonine protein kinase. The transcript is spliced from 4 exons. The coding region runs from base 1 to 2001 and encodes 666 amino acids. The record is from RefSeq and is a predicted model, not a curated record. Gene Ontology annotation, molecular function: protein kinase activity; ATP binding. Gene Ontology annotation, biological process: protein phosphorylation. NCBI's taxonomy places the organism in Eukaryota, Fungi, Ascomycota, Eurotiomycetes, Eurotiales, Aspergillaceae.